This is a messenger RNA of Raphanus sativus (radish), 1533 nucleotides long. RefSeq lists its product as uncharacterized. The record is from RefSeq and is a predicted model, not a curated record. The coding region runs from base 1 to 1533 and encodes 510 amino acids. The transcript has 2 exons. NCBI's taxonomy places the organism in Eukaryota, Viridiplantae, Streptophyta, Magnoliopsida, Brassicales, Brassicaceae.
AUGUCUCAAGGUCAAUGGGUUGCGAGGUCGGGAGGAAAGAAUGUUGAGGUGGCAAAGCCAAAGUUGAGGAUUACGGUUCCAAGGUUUGACAAUACGGAGCUCAUUGCGAGUUAUUCCAGGACUUUGAUUGGGAGGUGCAUGAACCCUCACAAACAAGAUAUGAAGAUCUUGUUGUUCAUGCUCCCACGAAUCUGGAAUGUAGAGGGACGGGUAGCUGGUGUUGAUCUCGGGCUUGGAAGAUUCCAGUUUGCCUUUGAUCUGGAGGAAGACAUCACGGAGGUGCUCAAGAUGGAACCGUUCCAUUUUGAUUAUUGGAUGAUCUCCUUGGUGAGAUGGAGGCCUGUGUUGGAGCCCAAUUACCCAUCAAAGAUCAUCUUCUGGGUCCGAGUUCUGGACAUCCCGCUGCAGUUUCGUGCGGCUGAAACUCUCCAAAGCGUGGGAGAGGCUAUUGGUGUGGUGCAGGGUCCAGUGGACCUCGUUGGAGGAAGAGAGUGCUCCAUGCUCACACACGAGCAGGCUCGAUGCCCCAGCCUGAAGAAGGAGGAACCUGUCAAUGUUACUGGGGGAGCGGGUGAAGAAGGACCAGGAGAUGGUGGAUCAAAUGUUACAAGUUUUAAGGCGGCGGUUGUUCAUGGUUCUAAACCACAAGGAGAUAGGAGAGAUAAAGGUAAAGGCAUUGCUCGUCAGAAGCAAGGGCCUUAUAGGAAGGAAGAUGCUUAUCACCCUUACAAGGAAAAGUUUUCAAGAGGUUAUGGUGAGGGGUCCUCUUUUAAUGGCAAACAUUCGGGUUACGGGAACAGGAAUAUGGGUCCACAACAGAGAAGUCAAGUUAUGAAUAAUGGUGAAGGUGAGACUCUCCACAAGAAUCCAACGAAGCUAAUGCUUGAUGCCUUUAAAGGGGCGAGACAGGGCUCAGAGAUGGGGGCUCCUCCAGUGGUAGCCACGAACGAGUUGGGUUCUGGCUCUAAAGCACGUAAGGCUCUGUUUACUGAGACUACGGAACCAGUUGCCUCGAUGGUGCUUCUGGAGCAGGUUGAGAAGGUUGUGGAGGAGGCAACGGUACUGAAGGAACCAGGGGAGAUUGAUGCGGAGGCAAAGGAAGUGGAUGAACAGAUGUUACACUCGCAGGCUCUGGAUGAGGCAAAUUUGAUGGUGGAAGGUGUGAUUCUGUCAGAUACGGAGUUAUUGCUGGAGGAUGGUGAGGAAUUAGAGGAUUGGGAACAAGGAGAAAUUAUGGAUUUCGCUGAGGAGGAGGAGGAGGCGACAGUUGAGAACCAAGAAGAGGUUAAACAAACUGAUCAGGUUCCUGGCCAGAUAGAAAUGGAAGAGCAGAUGGAGGGGAACGUGACUGAGGAUAAGGCAAUGAAGAAGAAAGGAAGCAAACCUGAAGCAUCUGCGCCAGGAGGACCGUCCAAGAAACGUGGAGUACCAGGAUUUGUCUCACCUCGCAAGAAGCUCUUGGCUCUGGCAGCAGCAAAGCAGGGAGAGAAAACAAAGAAGGCUCCCAUAAAGCCGAAGCAUACGGCUGCGUAA